AAAACAGAAGAUAGUACAGAAGAAAUCAAACUUGCACCCACAAAUGUAAAGAAACAGGACACUCCACAAGAGGGUAAACCUGCAAAACAAUCAGAUGGAGGCAUGAUUGAAGUGGGAGGAGUCAACCACUGCAAACUAGCAGAGGAAAAUUUGAUUGACAGGCCUACAUCUCUAGAAGAAUCCAUCUGUGAAAUCGACACAGGCAAUGAUGACUCAGUGAUGAUGAUAUCUUACCAUGACUACUUGUCUCACAGCCAAUCAGAAGCUGAGGAGGAAGAGGAUGACAAAGUCACCACUGAUGUCAUUGACCUAGAGAACAAUGACCCUGAAGACUCCAACAAUGUUGGAGAUAUAAUAUCUUACAGUGACUUUCUUAAAGGGGGUAUAAGAGAAACAAAAGAUGCCCAUCACACUGAAGAUGUUAAAAUUGUUGACGAAACAUCGAAUCCGGAAAUACCGUAUGAAGACUUUGUGAAGAAUAUGGGUAAUACCACAACUGAGAAUAACAUGGAUGCAAAUGAUGUAUCUAAACAGUCAGGAGAAUUACUAUCUGGAUCACCAAACUCAUCAGGACAAGGAAAGAUGGUGACAGUAGAAGCACAGGUCCACUGUCUUACAGAGGAAGGUGUUUCUAAGAAAAAACCAACAGAGUUACUAAAACAAGGCAAAAGAGCAUCAACUCCUAAGACCAAGGGGAGAAAAAAGUCUAAUGUCGUUAUAGAAGAAGUGGACUUAGUCAUCGAGGAAUCAAAUGACAGUAACAAGAAGGUAAACGAAGAAAGGGCGAAGAUCCAAAAGUCGAUCACAGCAGCAAGGAACCUCGAUCCGGAAACAAGAGCACGCAAUGAAGAGAUCAAGAAAAAUUUCAUGGCGAACUUUCGACAACCUGCUGCGAAGAAAAAGGCGGCAGAAGCAGAAGAAAAGAAUGAAGAAUCUGCAAAAGAAGAGCAAGAGAAGGAAACUGAAGAUGCAAAAGCUGACAAGAAUCGAUCCGUCAAGUCCUUACCCCCUGCAUCUAAGAGUAACACCAGGGUAAGAAAACCUGCGUCUAAGAAAGCAUUAGAAGAG
This is a messenger RNA of Branchiostoma floridae (Florida lancelet), 1068 nucleotides long. RefSeq names its product glutamic acid-rich protein-like. NCBI's taxonomy places the organism in Eukaryota, Metazoa, Chordata, Leptocardii, Amphioxiformes, Branchiostomatidae. The record is from RefSeq and is a predicted model, not a curated record.